AAAAAAAAACUUUUCACGCUGUGAUUUUAUUAUCGAAAACAUUGGGCAAUACUUAUAGUUGCACUACAACAACAAUGGAAAAAUUGCGAUAAGAAAUCGUUCAUGCGAUAUCACUUUUCUUUCUGUAGGCUCUUUGGUCUUCCGGGUCAGUGGAGAACAUGUUUGUUGAAAAGAACACUUUCAAUCCACUCCAAACUAGAAGCAAAACAUACUAUUAGUCCUUUUGCUUCCCUUGGAAUAGGAAAAGAGUUACUUGCUUCUCUAGACGAGCAGGGAAUCCACGUGCCAACGCAGAUUCAAAACCGAGGAAUUCCCAAAAUACUGACAGGAAGCAACGUUUUUAUUGGCGCUGAAACUGGCUCAGGAAAAACGCUUACUUUUUUGCUUCCUUUAGUUGAACUUCUUACACGUCAGGAGAAGUCGGGUCGAGUAGAACGACUUCCUAACCGACCACGUUGCCUCGUGUUUGCACCAACAAGGGAGCUUGGUGAACAAAUUUGUAAAGUUGCAAAGAAACUUAGUCACAGAGCUAGAUUUAGUUGUACAGAAAUUGUUGGUGGUCGGUCUAGAAAGGCAGAAGAAGAAAGUUUGUCAGUACCAAGAGACUUGGUAGUAGCAACUCCAGGACGCUUCUUGGAACACAACCGAAAGAAGAACAUUAUGCUUAGUGAGCUUCGUCAUAUUGUUUUUGACGAAGCAGACUACUUGUUUUCGCGUCUUGGUUUUCGAGAAGAGACGAAAGAGUUCUUGUUGAAUGUAGAAAGACACGCCGUCUUGAAGGAUAGAAAGCCUCAGAUGAUAGGUACUGCAGCUUUGAAAACACUAGAAGUCGAUUCGUUUUUUCACUAUUAUUGUCCUUCAACGAGCUUUGUCCUAUCGGAUAAACUGCACCAGCUGCCUUUGGAAGAAAGAGUCAGGUCCGAACCUCUUUAUUUAGCGAAAGUCUCCGAGAAACGAACUGCUCUAGAGAAACUUGUCAAAGAAAUUUCCAAAAAUGAGGAUUCGAAGACAAUAGUCUUUUGCAAUACUGUAGAUUCUUGUCGUUUUGUUGAUCAUGUGUUAUCUGGUUUGAAUGAGAAAGGUGAAUGUUUACCAUCAGCUUGUUAUCAUGGAGAAAUGCCUCCUAAAGAGAGAAGAUCUAGUUGGAUACGGUUUUGUGAGAAGGAUGCUGGAUUUCUUGUUUGCACUGAUUUAGGUGCACGAGGUUUAGAUGUUCCAUCCAUUGGAGCGAUCAUUAUGUUCGACUUUCCCAAAACUGCAGCAAGUUACUUACACCGAGUGGGAAGAAUUCGUAACGAAGGUGUUGUGUAUAGUCUAAUAACACAUUCUUCUAGGAAACUUGCAGAGAUGUGCCUUUCUGCACAUGCUACGACGAAGACUACCAAAAAAUUAGUACAAAUACCCUAGAUGCUGUGUUUUUAUCUCGUCAGGCUUUUAGGCAGAACUCCUGAAACUCUGAGAACUGACCCUUUGAUAACGAAAUUUUUAUUGCCUACACUCUAGAGAAGAUAACACUCAUGGUUAUCUUCUUCCUUAAGAGACUGCAGGCUUUUCAACUUGAACUUUUCUGAUACUUCUAGUGCUUAUAUCAAGCAUGAGUUUUGUCUUUAGAUGUGCUCUGUCGAUUCUUCUUUUCUUCUCUCAGAAGAGACUAGUUUUUGGUUA
This is a messenger RNA of Galdieria sulphuraria, 1665 nucleotides long. RefSeq names its product ATP-dependent RNA helicase isoform 2. The record is from RefSeq and is a predicted model, not a curated record. Gene Ontology annotation, molecular function: RNA helicase activity; ATP binding; nucleic acid binding. The transcript has a single exon. NCBI's taxonomy places the organism in Eukaryota, Rhodophyta, Bangiophyceae, Galdieriales, Galdieriaceae. Bases 103 to 1407 code for a protein of 434 amino acids.